CCGCUCUUGCUGGACUCGGCAGGGUUUCAUAUGAUGAGGCUUUUAUUAUGGCCAGUGACCCCUUGGAAGGCUUUCAUGAAGUGAACCUCGCUUCACCUACUACACCAGAUCUUCUUGGGGUAAAUGAGCCAGGGACUCAGGAGCAAACUACCUCACCCAGUGUUAUCUACCGACCACAUCCUUCUGUUGUGUCCUCCACACCAAUCCAACCCAAUGCAUUAAAUGUUUCUGACCUUCCCACACAACCUGUUUAUUCAUCUCCCAGACAACUGAAUUGUGGAGAAGCAUCAGGUGUCAGCAUCAAUGUUACCGACGCAGUACUUUGUUCUACCUCUGGACCCCAGGGUGGGUCAUUCAAUUACAAUAAUUCCAGAAAGGAGAGCAAUAACGCAGAGAGAGAGUUUUUGCAGGGUGCUACAGUAGCAGAUGUUGCUGAAGGAAAUGAAGAUAUUUUUGGGUUGAGUACAGACAGUUUAUCUCACUUACGGAGCCCAUCUGUACUGGAAGUAAGAGAAAAGGGCUAUGAAAGAUUGAAAGAAGAACUUGCAAAAGCUCAGAGGGAGCUGAAGUUAAAAGAUGAAGAAUGUGAAAGGCUUUCUAAAGUGCGAGAUCAACUUGGACAGGAAUUGGAAGAACUUACAGCUAGUCUGUUUGAGGAAGCACACAAAAUGGUUAAAGAAGCUAAUGUCAAACAAGCUGCAGCAGAAAAACAGUUAAAAGAAGCACAGGGAAAGAUUGAUGUCCUCCAGGCUGAAGUAGCAGCAUUGAAAACACUAGUACUGUCUACUUCACCAACAUCUCCAACUAAAGAGUUUCAGUCUACUGGAAAAACUCCUUUUAAGAAAGGCCAUGCAAGAAACAAGAGUACAAGCAGUGCUAUGGGUGGCAGUCAUCAGGACCUUACCAUGAUGCAGCCAAUUAUAAAAGACUGUAAAGAGGCUGACCUAUCUUUGUACAAUGAAUUCAGAUCUUGGAAGGAUGAGCCUACUAUGGACAGAACAUGUCCUUUCCUGGACAAAAUUUAUCGGGAAGAUAUUUUUCCAUGUUUAACCUUCUCAAAAAGUGAGUUGGCCUCAGCUGUUCUGGAAGCUGUUGAAAACAACACUCUGAGCAUUGAACCUGUUGGCUUGCAACCUGUUCGAUUUGUGAAAGCUUCUGCAGUUGAAUGUGGGGGACCAAAGAAAUGUGCUCUCAGUGGACAAAGUAAGUCAUGCAAGCAUAGAAUCAAAUUAGGAGAUUCAAGCAGUUACUACUACAUUUCUCCUUUCUGUCGUUACAGGAUCACUUCUGUGUGUAACUUCUUUACAUAUAUUCGAUACAUCCAGCAAGGACUGUUGAAGCAGCAAGAUGUGGAUCAGAUGUUCUGGGAAGUUAUGCAGCUGAGAAGAGAGAUGUCACUAGCAAAACUUGGCUAUUACAAGGAAGAGCUCUAAAUCUUUUUACUCUUGCGCAUGCAUGAACUUCGUUGAAUAUACAUAACUAAAAUUGCUGAAUUUUUUUUGGUUAUUUGAUAUUUAUUUCCACAACAUGGGUCCAAGAUCUUUCUCCUUUUGCAGAUUGCACUAAGAAUUACUGUGAUUGUUUUAAACUGA
Messenger RNA from Gavia stellata (red-throated loon), 1592 nucleotides. RefSeq names its product RAB3A interacting protein (gene RAB3IP). NCBI's taxonomy places the organism in Eukaryota, Metazoa, Chordata, Aves, Gaviiformes, Gaviidae. Gene Ontology annotation, cellular component: Golgi to plasma membrane transport vesicle. Gene Ontology annotation, biological process: exocytosis. The transcript has 11 exons. The coding region runs from base 48 to 1433 and encodes 461 amino acids. Gene Ontology annotation, molecular function: guanyl-nucleotide exchange factor activity. The record is from RefSeq and is a predicted model, not a curated record.